This is a messenger RNA of Melozone crissalis (California towhee), 1908 nucleotides long. Its product is annotated as vitamin D3 hydroxylase-associated protein-like. Gene Ontology annotation, molecular function: fatty acid amide hydrolase activity; amidase activity. The coding region runs from base 1 to 1908 and encodes 635 amino acids. Gene Ontology annotation, biological process: fatty acid catabolic process. NCBI's taxonomy places the organism in Eukaryota, Metazoa, Chordata, Aves, Passeriformes, Passerellidae. The transcript is spliced from 16 exons. The record is from RefSeq and is a predicted model, not a curated record.
AUGCAGCUGUGCCUGCUGAAAAAUGUGCCCUUUGAAAUGCCAGGGGGGAGGGAUGGGCCUGGGCAGCCAGGGAAGCUCUCCUGCACCUGCCUUGCUUUUCCUUCUCACCGUGUCCUUCCUCAGAGCCCAGAGGUGCACGUGAUGCUCCAGCAGCAGCAGCUGAGGCAGCUCCUGCCCGAGGGGAAGGGGGACACCGGCACUGCCCUCGCCCUGCUCGGGGGCUCCGUGGCAGCCCUGGGGCUCUGGAAAUGGCUGGGCAGAAAGAGGAUCCAGAGGAAAAUGGAGGAGGCUCGGAGGACCCGGGAGGAGGGCAUGAAGAAGAUGGCAAAGGCUGUGCAGCAGUUCAGGGAGCAGGUCCCCAGUGCCCAGAGAGAUGCCAUUCUGUCCCUGCCCCUGCUGGAACUCUCUGGAAGACUCCAGGAAGGGUCUCUGUCCCCCAGGACCGUCCUCUACACCUACUUGGAGAAGGCCCUGGAAGUGACCCAGCAGACAAACUGCUUGCGACACUUUAUCCCAGAGUGUGAGGAGCAGCUCCGGGAAAUCGAGCGGCGCACGGAGAAGGGGCUGCUCUACGGCAUCCCCGUCAGCAUCAAGGACCACAUCGGCCACAAGGGGCACCUGGCAACCUGUGGGCUCAUGCAGUGCCUGGACACUGUGAUGGAGGAGGACAGUGUCCUGGUCAAGGUCCUGAAGAAACAAGGGGCCAUCCCAUUUGCAAUGACCAACGUGCCACAAUCCCUCUUCAGCUACGAAUGCAGCAACCCCAUCUUUGGGCAGACCUUGAACCCCCUGGACCCUCAGAGGAGCCCCGGGGGCUCCUCAGGAGGGGAGGGAGCUCUGAUUGCAGGGGGAGGCUCCAUCCUGGGCAUGGGCUCGGACAUGGGCGGCAGCAUCCGCCUGCCCUCCAGCUUCUGCGGGAUCUGCGGCCUCAAACCCACAGCCGAGAGACUCAGCCUGUCUGGAGUGACUGGUCCUGUCAAUGGCAUCGUGGCAGUCCCUUGUGCCCUGGGGCCCAUGGCACGGGACGUGGACAGCCUGGCCCUGUGCAUGAAGGCUCUGCUCUGCCAGGAGAUGUUCCAGCUGGACCCCAGUGUGCCCCCCAUCCCCUUCAACGAGGAGGUGUACUCCAGCUCCGCUCCCCUGCGGGUCGGGUACUACGACACCGACGGCUACUUCCCUCUGCCCCCCUGCAUGAGGAGGGCAGUGAAGGAAACCAGGAGUGCUCUGCAGGCAGCUGGGCACCAGCUGGUGCCCUUCUCUCCCCCUCGGAUCCCCUAUGUCAUGAAUGAGCUGUUUAUGAAGACGUUUUUUGCUGAUGGAGGCCGUGCCUUCUUGGAUGUGUUCACAGGAAAUAUUGUGGAUCCAGGCUUGAAAGCGCAGGUGAAUUCCUGCAAGAUGCCAAGGCUGGUGAAGAAGCUGCUGGCUCUGCUUCUUAAACCACUGUUCCCCCGCCUGGCUGACCACCUGAGCUCCAUGGCUGGAAUGAGGUCAGUGCAGGAGAUGUGGGAUCACCAGCAUCAAAUACAGGUGUACCGCUCCCAGUUCAGCCAGUGGCAGCAACUCCAGCUGGACGUGGUGCUGUGCCCUGUCCUGGGGCCUGCCUUCACCACGGGAUACCCCAGGAAACUCCUCGGUGCCAUCUCCUCCACGAUGCUGUACAACGUCUUGAACUUCCCCGCGGGGAUUGUCCCUGUCAGCACCGUGACAGAGGCGGAUGAGGAAGAGCUAAAGCUGUACAAAGGAUGCUGUGAUGACCCCUGGGACCGGACACUGAAACAGGCUGUGUCAGGAGCCGUGGGGAUGCCCGUGGCCGUGCAGUGCGUGGCCCUGCCGUGGCAGGAGGAGCUGUGCCUGCGCUUCAUGAAGGAGGUGGAGACCCUCAGCCGUGGUGGCAGGAGAGUGGCAUAG